UCAUUCUUCUCCCCGUGUUCCUUCUUUUCUCCUCGUCGCCGUGCUGCUGAAUUUCUCUUUGGUUAUAUCGCCCGAAACUUCCAGCUAGGAUCGACAAACCCUAGCUCUUCUAAGCCCCUUCUGCUCGGAAAACCCACCGGCGUGAGAAUCUUCGAUGGAUCUGGAGGUCUUUGGACGGCACGCUCUCCUUUUCGACGACGAUUCCAUGGCGGCGUUUGUCAACUCCUCGGCGGCGCUCGUCGAUUGGAACGACCUCUUAAUCGAUCGCUACGAUGUUCGUCACCUCCUCUCUUCUCUUCCGCCGCGUCCCAAACGCCGCCGCACGAACUCCGACGACCCUGACCUGGAAUCGGAGCUCGAGCACGAGCGUUACCUUGAUUUACCCGCGGGAUCUCAAUCACCGUCACAGGAUCAAAACGAUUUGAAUGAUGUUUCAGAACCUACAAAUGCUGGUAGUUUCAAUGCUGUCCCUUUCUCAUAUGGAACCACCAGUGAAUCCAAUGACCAGAAGAACGCUGAUACAGAAUCUGUGUUUCAUCCGCCUUUCCCUGUACCUGAAUCUUUACUAUUUAACCUGCCUCUGACGGAGAAGUUACAUCAGAUAAUCACUAGAACUGCGAUGUUCGUAGGCAAACAUGGUGGUCAAUCUGAAAUUGUUUUGAGAGUCAAACAAGGAGGCAACCCGACAUUUGGGUUCUUGAUGCCAGAUCAUCGCCUUCAUCCCUACUUUAGGUAUCUUGUUGAACAUCAAGAGCUUUUAAUGGGGAAGUCCUUUGAAGAAGACAAGAAAAAUGAAGGUGGGCAGGUUAGUGGAGCCUUGUCAUUACUUGGUUCCAUUUAUGGAACUGGUGAAGAUGAAGAUAUUAAAGACGAGUCCGCCAUGGACUCUAAAAUAAAUGAAUCUGAUGAAGGGGACAAGGAUGUAAAGGCAGCUGUUUCUAUUGGAACCGAAGGUUUGGAGGGAAAAACAAAGUUGGCAGCAGAAGGAUAUGCUGUCUCUAAGCAUCAUCUUCUGGUGAAGGAUAAGGUAUCCAUAAUAAAAGGAAACCCGUCCGUCAGUACAGUAAAUAUUGGAGACACAAAUAAGACGAAAAAGGAAGAUGAUAGCCCAGAAAAGAUUCCCACUUCUGCUGAUAAAUUGCAAUCUUCUGUGGCGCAAACACAACCCAAGUUUGAACUACCAAUUGUGGAGCCUCCAGCUGAUAUGAAAAGAGUGAUUGAUAAGAUAGUAGAGUUCAUCCUGAGGAAUGGGAGAGAAUUUGAGGCAAUUCUUGCUGCACAGGAUGUUAAAUAUGGGAGGUUCCCGUUCUUACUUCCAGCUAGCUUAUAUCAUGCUUAUUAUCGUAAGGUUCUUCGAGAAGCUGAAGAGUCAAAAUCAUCUGGUGAAGGCAAAAUCUCUGAAAAGCGGGACAAGAAUCAAGACAAGAGGGCUGAUAUUGCAAAAGAAGAGGACAAACCAGCUGAUGGGAGUGAUUUACCCAAUGAUUUUGCAAAGAAAGAGAAAUUUAAGAUGGUUAUAGGGAAGUCGAAGAAGGAUGAACCCCCUAAGCCUGUCCAACCACAGAUAGGCGUCACUAUUGAUGCAGAUGCUGCUGCUGCGAUUAUUCAAGCUGCGAGAAGGGGCAUCAAGAAUCCCAAUUUAGGGAUUCUAUCUAGCAAUUCUUUGAACGAGACUUCUUCUCAAGGCCUUGGAAGCGACAGCAGCCAGCCCUCUAGUAUGACCAAAAACAUAGGUCAGAUGAGUGGGCAGUCCUUUUGUGGUCCUGGCGCCAAAUCUAUUGCCAAAACAGCAGCCCUAGCAGCUGCUAAUGAAGCUGAUUCUUCUGAAGCAGGCUUGUCCAAGGAGCAGAAGCUGAAGGCAGAAAGAUUAAAACGUGCAAAGAUGUUCAUGGCCAUGUUGAAGAGCGGAGCCGAGCCGUCGAAAGCUGAACCAGCACGAUGCUUAUCCAUAGAACCUCCAGACUCUGGUUUGUCUGGAUCAGGUGCUAAUGCCGUGGAAUCUGCUGUUAGAGAAAGAGAAGGCAGCUCGGUUCCGUUUGAAGCUGAAAAGAAAUGUCCUGACAAUGAUAACAAUGAAAGAAGAUCAAAGAGAAAUUAUCGUUCAAGGUCUCAGAGGGAUGAGGAUGAUGAGAAAGACGAAGAAGAUAAGAGUAGGGGGGAAGACACAGAAGAAAUUCGGAAUAAUGAGAAGGAUUCUAGUGGAAAGCGGCAUUCAGACCACAGCCGAGAUGGGCAUAAGCAUAAGAGACGACGUUCAUCAAAGGACACACGCUCUCGGGAUAAGCACAGACACGAUACCUCAGAUGAUGAGCAUCAUAAGCGGUCCCGUCAUAGACACAAGCACGGUAAGUCUUCUCGGAAGCAUGAAUUAGACGAUUCUUCUGACAAUGAGCAUGGACAGAGACACAAAUCAAGUAAGCAUACGCAUGCUGAUUCAUCUGACGACGAGCGUGAGCAUCAUCGGCGACACAGAUCCAGCAGGCAUAAUAAUAAGCAUGGAGAUUCUUCAGACGAUGAGCAUCGUCGCCAACGCAGAUCCAGUAAGCAUAAUAAGCACAAGGAUUCUUCCGACGACGAGCAUCGGCACAAAUCUAGUAGAUGUAGAAAGAAAGAGAAGAUAGCGGUGGAUGAGGAGAUUGUUUCAAAGUCGAAAGUGACGGAUAACCGUGAAGACAGUUGCGAGUCGGGAAAACCAAACCACGAGCAUAAAGGCCCUUUGUCAGGACAAAACGAAGCAACACAAGUGUCAGAGGAGCUGAGGGCCAAAAUCCGUGCCAUGUUGACUGGUACCUUAUUUUCAGGUGAAAAGUGAGGAGAAAAAUGGAGAUUGUGUUCAGGAGAGUGAGAGGGCAAGCAUAAAAUAAAAGGUCACAGGAGGGGUGGCGCUUUGCGGAAAGGAAAGGCAGUGGAAAUGGAAUAAGGGGAGGGAGGCGGAUGCUUGGAAGUGCGGGUGAAGUUUAAGUAAACGACCCCACCAACAACAUCACUUGUUGAGACCGAAAGUGACGCCGUGGCACUUUUGGUGACGUAGGAAUUAUUUACCAACGGAACAAGGUACCCACUCUGUUUUUAUAUAUUAAAAGAGAGAAAAAGGAAGAAGAAGAAUGGGGGAUGAUGGGUGGAGGUUAGAUUUGAUUGGAUUGGAUUGGCAUUUACUUGAAGCAUAGCAUACCCCCCUUAGUAUCUGUGCGGACGUAGCUCUUCCGCCUUCUGACUCCUCCACCCUUAAAGGCUAUAUGACUUUCUUUUCUUUUCUUUUCUUUUUGGUUGCUUGGGUCUGUGAUCCUUUCUCACACUUUUCAGCCUUCCUUUUUAGAAGUUGUUGUAUCAUUGGCGAUUGCUUAGAUGUUUUCUCCUUUUCUUCUUCUCUCUUUUGCCAUUCCUUACUCUCCACGCUCAAGUUUUGGCUUAUUUAGGAUUCUUCAAGGGAUGCUAUUUGCUUGGGAUAACUUCUGAUCAUCUUUUUCUUUUUAA
Messenger RNA from Tarenaya hassleriana, 3474 nucleotides. RefSeq names its product protein suppressor of white apricot. Gene Ontology annotation, biological process: RNA processing; mRNA 5'-splice site recognition. Lineage: Eukaryota; Viridiplantae; Streptophyta; Magnoliopsida; Brassicales; Cleomaceae. The coding region runs from base 155 to 2812 and encodes 885 amino acids. The record is from RefSeq and is a predicted model, not a curated record. The transcript is spliced from 5 exons. Gene Ontology annotation, molecular function: RNA binding.